This is a messenger RNA of Candidozyma haemuli, 5172 nucleotides long. RefSeq names its product putative carboxylic ester hydrolase. Gene Ontology annotation, cellular component: cytoplasm. The record is from RefSeq and is a predicted model, not a curated record. NCBI's taxonomy places the organism in Eukaryota, Fungi, Ascomycota, Pichiomycetes, Serinales, Metschnikowiaceae. The coding region runs from base 1 to 5172 and encodes 1723 amino acids. The transcript is spliced from 3 exons. Gene Ontology annotation, molecular function: threonine-tRNA ligase activity; metal ion binding; ATP binding. Gene Ontology annotation, biological process: threonyl-tRNA aminoacylation.
AUGGCUGAAGUUGUAAAUGGCGUCAACCAACUCUCGGUUGACGAAAAGGUAAAGCCCCAGCCUCAGGUUAACAAGAAGGACAAGAAGAAGGAUAAGCAGCCUCCUAAGUCCUUGGUUUUGGACCCUCCACCAGAGUUUUUGGAUUACAGAUUGAAAAUUUUCGAUGAGAUCAAGGCCAAGAAAGAUGCUGAAUUUGCUGCUCGUGAAAGAGUGCCAAUCAAGAUUACAUUGAAGGACGGUACCGAGAAGGAAGGUACCGCUUUUGAGACCAGUCCGUUCACUAUCGCUAACGGUAUUGGUAAGUCUUUCCUUGAAAGACAGAUCAUUUCCAAGGUCAACGGUGAGCUCUGGGAUUUGGAAAGACCUUUUGAGGGAGAUGCCCAGCUUGAGUUCUUGGAUUUCGAACAUCCUGAGGGUAAGAUGGUCUUCUGGCAUUCGUCUGCCCACGUCUUGGGUGAAGCUUGUGAGAACCACUACGGCUGUCAUUUGUCUUACGGUCCACCAACUGAAGAUGGUUUCUUCUACGACAUGUCUAUCAACAGCGGUGAAGGCGUUGUUUCCCAAGAAGACUUUGGUAACAUCGAAAAGGUUUCUACCAAGGUUAUCAAGGAAAAGCAGAAGUUCGUCAGACUAGAAAUGACCAAGGAGGAAUUGUUGAAGAUGUUCGCCUACAACAAGUACAAGGUGAAGUUUAUCAGCGACAAGGUGCCAGAUGGAACCUCCACUACCGUCUACAGAUGUGGUCCUUUGAUCGAUUUGUGUAGAGGUCCUCAUAUUUUGCAUACUGGUAAGAUCAAGGCUUUCAAGGUUUUGAAAAACUCUUCUUCUUACUUUUUGGGUGACGCUGCCAACGACUCUUUGCAGAGAGUUUACGGUAUCUCUUUCCCAGACAAGAAGUUGAUGGAUGAGCACUUGAAAUUCUUGAAGGAAGCCAGCGAGAGAGACCACAGAAAGAUUGGUAAAGAACAGGAAUUGUUUUACUUCAAUGAAGUCUCUCCCGGUUCUGCUUUCUGGUUACCUCACGGUACUAGAAUCUACAACACCCUUGUCGACAUGUUGAGAAACGAAUACAGACAGAGAGGUUACGAGGAAGUCAUCACUCCAAACAUGUACAACACCAAAUUGUGGGAGAUCUCUGGUCACUGGGGUAACUACAAAGAGAACAUGUUCUCAUUCGACGUUGAGAAGGAAACCUUCGGUUUGAAGCCAAUGAACUGUCCUGGUCACUGUGUUAUCUUUAAGAGCCGAGAGAGAUCUUACAGAGAAUUGCCAUGGCGUGUUGCUGACUUCGGUGUCAUCCACAGAAAUGAAUUCUCUGGUGCUCUUUCUGGUUUGACCAGAGUCCGUCGUUUCCAACAGGAUGACGCUCAUAUCUUCUGUCAGCAAGACCAGAUUGAGCAAGAAAUUGCUGGUGUUUUCGACUUCUUGCAGAAGAUUUACGGUAUUUUCGGUUUUGAGUUCAAGAUGGAGUUGUCCACUAGACCAGAAAAAUAUGUUGGUGAAUUGGAGACUUGGAACGCUGCCGAGAAGAACUUGGAGAAUGCAUUGAACAAGUUCAUGGGUGAGGGCAACUGGGAAUUGAACCCUGCUGAUGGUGCUUUCUACGGUCCUAAGAUCGAUAUCAAGAUCAGUGACGCAUUGAGAAGAUGGUUCCAGUGUGCCACUAUUCAGUUGGAUUUCCAGAUGCCUCAACGUUUCGAUUUGGAGUACAAGGCUGACUCCAACGACAAGGAGAAGACCACUGCUAGACCAGUCAUGAUUCACAGAGCUAUUUUGGGAUCUGUGGAGAGAAUGACUGCCAUUUUGACUGAGCAUUUCAAGGGUAGAUGGCCAUUCUGGUUGUCUCCAAGACAAGUUUUGGUUGUGCCAGUUGGUGUCAAGUACUUCGACUAUGCCGAAUCUUUGAAGGAGAAGUUGGUGAAGCAGCAUGGUUUCUACGCAGAUGUCGACCUCUCUGGUAACACCUUGCAGAAGAAGGUUAGAAGCGGACAGUUGUUGAAGUACAACUUCAUCUUCAUUGUUGGUGAACAAGAGCAGGCUGAGGAGAGUGUUAACGUUAGAAACAGAGACAUUCAAGAAGAGCAGGGUAAGAACGCUACGGUGAAGUUCGACGAGGUUGUCAAGCAAUUGCUCAGAUUGAAGGAGGAGCACAGAGCUGACAACAAAUUGAUCGAUCAGUUCUGGACACCAACGACACCAUACCCUAUAAGAUCUAUCAUAAUGGAUAACUCAAACAACAAUAAUGAACAAACCGACAAUGUGCAACAGACAAUUAACCGCUUAGACUACUCCAACCCUUUGGUUGCCCACGAAUUGCCCAAGGCGAUCAAGUUCUGGGAAGCUGACCAUGUUCUACAACCGAAGGAACGUCAAGAGAUGGCUAAACUUCUCAAUCAGCUCAAUGGUGUUUCAGUUAGUGUUGCUAUAGCCAUGGGAAUUGGCCUGACUAUGAUUCCGACUAUUCAAGAUCGGCUGAUAAGAAGAAGAGCUGGCAAGAUCAGCAACUUACCGCACCAUAUGCCAAUGAGGCCACCCUUGAUCAAGUCUCCGUUCUUUUCAAUUGCUUUAGGAGUGUUCACGUUCCAAGCGUCCAUGUACUUCAACUUGUACAUGCAAUUCAAACUAACGAGCAAUCGUUUUGCCAAACGUGUAGAGACGGAAGGUGGUAAUGAGAGCCAUACGAGAAUGCUUCACGCCUUGCAAGCUAUUCCCCCUUACCAGGCCUUCUUCUGGGGACAGUACUACGACUUGACCAGCAGAGAUCCUUCCUUCAUCAUGAAAGAUCCACGUACAUUGACGGAGGAAGACAUCCAUAAGCCCUACUACCACCCAAGCCGUCCAAUUACAGCACCUGGGACACCUAGUCAGCCUGAGCAAAAGGAUACCUCGGAAUGGCAGCAUAUAAGGGACAUCAACUUCCCAAAUGCCGCCACUACGCAAGAUAAAGAUCAGUCUACCCUGGAUGAAGGUUCGUUCCCAGGCCUUACUGAUACACCAAAGAGUGAAAUUCGACUCCAUUUUAUUCGUUUCAAUUCAAAGAAGACUGACCCUAGACCUCGAUGGUUCUUCUGCUCUGAUGCACCAUUGACAAAACCAGCAUGGUUUGAAUAUAAACAAGAGAAAGAACCUACCAAAUUUCUUCCCUUCUCGGAGGUCGACGAAAAGAACUUGGAGAAAGCGUACCUGAGAAAUGAAAAGACGGUUGAGGUGAAAGAGGAUCGUCUAUUCGAGGUAGACUUGAAGACGAUGGUCCUUUCACCAGUGUACUGGGAAGGGCCUACGUAUGAGGUCAGACGAGGUAUAUGGUUUGACCACGAUGGAACACCACUUCUGUCACACUUGGCUAAGAGCAUUGAGGAUUCGUAUUGUCUACGUCGCCCGUAUGAGCACGUAAAGCCUGAUGACAGUGUCGCUCCUACUCAGAAACAAUCCAAAGAUAUCAUCGCGAGAUUUAACAAGGAGAUCAAAGAGCUCCAUAAAGAUAUCGAGAAAGAGACCAUCGACUUUUCUGAAGAAAGGGAUAUCGUUGACUUGGGAGAUGGAAAUGCUGUGAUCUACUUUGAUGGCAAUCAAGCUGCAAUGUUUCCUUCGGAAAUCAACCCCGUCCAGUUGGGUAUUCUCAGAAAAUUGGGCCCUAAAUCGGGCACUUUGUUGGGAGUGACUCCAAUCCAGAGAGGCUACUCCGAGGAUCUCAAUGCCACUAUUAUGGAUAGUAUAAAGAAUGCUCCUGUCCCUUCUUUGACUGAUAUUUUCCUGUCAGAAUUGUCCAGUUUGUUUUCUCCGCAGAAGCAGCACGAGAAAGUGUUAACGAACAACGCCAAGGAAGCUGACAAAGAUGAAAUGCUUCAAACGGUCAUGGAAUCGGAUUUUCAAGAGCUCAAGGUCAACAAAUCUAAUGAUCGAGACGUUGACCAUCUUGUUCUUUGCGUUCAUGGAAUCGGCCAGAUCUUAGGAUACAAGUACGAGUCGGUCAACUUCACCCACAGUAUCAAUGUCAUGAGAUCAACUAUGAGAGAAGUUUUUCAGAACGAUGAAAAAUACAAGAAACUUGCAUAUGGAGACUCGUAUGAUUCCAAGAACGAGGAGCAUUCAUCGAAUAAUAGGAUUCAGACUCUUCCUAUUACGUGGAGGCACAAGGUUAACUUUCAUCCAAGGAAAAGAAUCGACGAUCUUGGGAAUACCGGUGAUGAGCGUCUUCCUAGCUUGUCUGACAUUAAUGUGGAUGGUGUUAGGCCUUUGAGGAACAUCGUUGGCGACGUGAUCUUGGAUGUUUUGUUAUACUACGAGCCCAAAUUUAUGAAUCAGAUUUUGAAGAUUGUUUCUGAAGAGCUUAACAGAGUUUACAAGUUGUACAUGGAGAGACAUCCCGAAUUCGACGGAAAGGUUCAUAUUUUGGGUCACUCUUUGGGUUCAGCUAUUGCUUUUGACAUAUUGGCAAUGCAGACAGAUGACAAUCACGACCUCAAGCUCGAUUUUGAUGUUGAAAACCUUUUCUGUAUCGGAUCCCCCGUUGGAGCUUUCAAAUUGCUUCAGAGACGCAACAUAAAGUCUAGAUCAAACGUAUCCGAGGGGUACGAUCCGCUGAAACCUGAUCUUAAGUUUGUGUCACCCAAAUGUCAAAAUUUGUAUAAUAUUUUCCAUCCCUGUGAUCCUGUAGGAUAUCGGAUGGAACCCCUUAUAAAGCCAUCUUUCUCAAAAAUGAAACCUGAGGAGGUCCCUUUCGCCUUGAAGGGAUUCAACACUCAAGUUAAGAGUUUGACGAGUUUCGGAGAUGAAGUCCAGCAAAAAAUCUUUUCAAACUGGUUUGGAUCGAAGAAAGAUGGUAAGAACAUUAAAAUGGUUGAGACUAAAGCAUCCGAGGAGAAUGCUUUGGGUGAUAUCAUCACAACCUUGGCCAGCCCACUAUCAAGCGGCCAAAGUGAGGACCCCUCUGAAGAAGUCAAGGAUUCUUAUCUUUCAGACGCGGACAUUAAUGUCUUGACUGAGUUAAACCGGUCAGGCAGAGUGGACUAUUCGUUACCAACAGGUGUCUUCAGUAUUGCCCUAAUAUCGGCCAUCAGUGCCCACGUUUCAUACUUUGAAGACCAGGAUACAGCUGGAUUUGUCAUGAAGGAGAUUCUUUGCUCAUCGCAAGAUUCAGUUGAAUCUAAGAAAGUUAAAGUUUAUAAAUAG